Funneliformis mosseae is the source of this 416-nucleotide messenger RNA. The record is from the annotation of a GenBank genome assembly. Lineage: Eukaryota; Fungi; Glomeromycota; Glomeromycetes; Glomerales; Glomeraceae.
AAACAAAUACUGAAGCAAUAGAUGAAGCAAUAAUUAAUGAAGAAUUACUACCUCUGAUUAUUGAUUUUCCUAAUGCUGAUCUUCCAUCUGGAAAUAUUAGAACAGCAUGUGCAGCCCGAUUAGUUGUAUUGGAUAACAGAAAUAAUGAAUUACAAUUACAGGAUAAUGUAACUUUAAACAAAUAUACUACUAAAUUAGAACAAAGCUUUCAAAAUAAUACAUUAUUUAUCAAGGAGGUUUUAAAUUUAGAAGCACAAAAACUUAUUAAAGAAUUAGAAGAAUUUUCUUAUGAAGAAGAUGAUAAUUUUUCAAAUGAAAGUUUAAUAGAUGAAGAAGAUAAGGAUACAGUCAUGAGUUUAAAUGAAGAAAAUACUAAUUGGGAGAUAAAUGAUGUAAUUGGAUUUGAUGAAGAAUAA